This is a messenger RNA of Triplophysa rosa, 2764 nucleotides long. RefSeq names its product solute carrier family 25 member 16 (gene slc25a16). The record is from RefSeq and is a predicted model, not a curated record. Gene Ontology annotation, cellular component: mitochondrial inner membrane. Lineage: Eukaryota; Metazoa; Chordata; Actinopteri; Cypriniformes; Nemacheilidae. Bases 159 to 1124 code for a protein of 321 amino acids. Gene Ontology annotation, biological process: transmembrane transport. The transcript has 10 exons.
CGGUGACGUAUGAAUCCUGCGACAGUAAACGAAUCAGCGAAGGACAUGCUAUGGGCUUAACUGCCAAAAAACACGUGAAAAUGUUUAAUCGUGGCUUGACUUUUUAUUGUAUAGUGUGCUGAAGACAUGAGAGUAUUGGAAUCCUGAUAACAGACAUCAUGACAGCAGAGGCUGUGUCUUCACAGAGUCCAGCUCAGAUCCCGGCUCCUGUUCAGAGGGACUUCUAUUACUGGACCCGCUCCUUUGUAGCAGGAGGUGUGGCAGGAUGCUGUGCAAAGUCCACCAUAGCACCUCUGGACAGAAUAAAAAUUUUACUCCAAGCUCAAAAUCCUCAUUACAAACAUCUUGGAGUGUUUGCCACGCUUACGGCUGUGCCAAAAAAGGAGGGCUUUCUUGGGCUGUACAAGGGAAAUGGGGCUAUGAUGAUCAGGAUUUUCCCAUAUGGAGCCAUUCAGUUUAUGGCUUUUGAUAACUACAAAAAGUUCCUUAGCACACAGCUUGGAAUAUCUGGACACAUUCACCGGCUGAUGGCGGGAUCUAUGGCAGGAAUGACUGCAGUUAUUUGCACCUAUCCACUUGAUGUUGUCCGAGCUCGCUUGGCUUUUCAGGUGACAGGAGAGCAUCGCUACACUGGCAUCCGAAACGCCUUUCACACCAUUUACCUGACGGAAGGAGGAAUCUCUGGCUUCUACCGCGGUUUGACCCCCACAAUAAUUGGCAUGGCUCCAUAUGCAGGAUUUUCUUUCUUCACCUUUGGUACUUUGAAGACUCAGGGACUCGCUCACUUUCCAGAGCAGUUAGGCAAGCCGUCUCUCGACAACCCGGAUGUUCUUGUGCUGAAGACUCAUGUCAAUCUGCUGUGUGGUGGAGUUGCUGGAGCAAUUGCUCAAACUAUUUCAUAUCCACUAGAUGUCGCCAGGAGAAGAAUGCAAUUAGGCACUUCACUUCCUGAUUCGGACAAAUGUUUCACCUUCACAAAAACCCUUAAGCAUGUGUACUCUCAAUACGGUAUUAAGAAAGGAUUGUAUCGUGGUCUGUCCCUCAACUACAUCCGCUGCAUACCGUCACAAGCUGUUGCCUUCACAACAUAUGAAUUCAUGAAGCAAAUCUUUCAUCUGAAUUAGAACAAGUGUGACUGUGCCUUAACGUUGAAAUGACCCCUGGAAACAGCAACAUCGUCUGCCAUUCCGGUAAACAGCAAUGUGUUUUUAAAAAUCCCUGCACGCUAAUGGAAAACCUGUGGCUUUACACACACCAGCAACAGUCUCUGGGCAGAGGACAAAGAGAAGACUUGGGUGUGUGCCCCCUAGCAACCAACAGUGGAAAUUGCAUGGCAACCCGAUGUCUAUAAAACAUUGGAAGUGAAUAUCACUCUGAAUAUUAUGCCUUUACUUUACAUCAGUUAUGCCAUCACAAUUAUGUCAGCGAUGAUUGCAGAAGGCACGCAGAGUGCUUUAAGGUACUGUAUUACUAAUAACCGAAGCAACUGAAAAUGUUUGUUGUUUUGUUUUGUUUUGUUCCAAGAGAUUGAACCUCAUUUUCCAUAGCCAGACUUGAUUUAUAUAGAGUUUUAUAUUUCAUCAUAUCCUUGUCAAUCAUUUCAAGGGUUAUUGACUGAUAAUUAUCUCACUCGGAGUGUCUAUCAUGCCUAUGCAGUAUUAAUGAGUCACAUUUGCAUGUCGAGGUUACUGUGAAUAAACUUCAAAACUGCUCAGUGACAGACUGCUCCAGCAUUGUGCAUGAGAAUCAUAGACAAGCAACAUCACGAACAAGCAAAACUGUUUGUGGUGCUGUGCAUGUCACAGGUGAUAUGUAUAAAUUAUUCACUCAUUUGUCAUUGGAACAAAAUGGACUCCAUUAAAUGAAAUAUGAAUUUUGUUUUCAGACUGGUUAGGUAAAUAUAAAUAUGAAAUGAACUGUGAAUAAUGCUGUCUAGCCUCUAUUCUGAGUCCCUUAUUGUACGUAGUCGCACAUUUUAAGUGUAGUUUGUACACUUUCACCAAGUACAACUCAUAUGUCUUAUGUGUUUCUUUUGUUCUGCCAUAUGGUGGCACUGUUGCAGUGAAAUGGUGUUGAAUGGCCACUUGGGCUCAUGUUGACAGGAUGAAAGAGAACAUUUACAUGUAAAAAAAACAUGCUUGUUUGUUAGAAGUGCAGUGAACAGACAGAGGAUUUUGUUUUAAAACUGAUGAAAUGCAGUUUUGUGACUGAAAAGCAGCAGUAACAGUAAUGCAUAAUGGGUCAUGAUGAAUUUCAGGUUUAUUUGCACAGAAUACCACAGAGCUGAAUCACUCAUGUUUGUCUUAAGUUGUCUACUGAUUCUAGCGAAUCAACAGUUUUUAUGGCUAUUCACAAUCUUAGAUUUUAAUAUGCUUUGCUCUAUUAUUUAUUUGUUCCUUUAUUUGUAUUAAAAUACACGUUGAGAGCUUAUUGAUGAUCAAUGACAUACUGUUUGUACAUGAUUGUUCAUUUUUAUGUUAAAUAUUAAAUAUGACUAAACAUGGAGUAAAAAUAUCAACCUUUUUUCUGAGUUUUUAUAAUGUUUUAAAUGCACAAAUGUUUAAUGUUAUUAAAAUCCAUUAGUCACCCAGUGGGAUUUACCUGACAUUCCCUGACCUUCCUGAUGUGUAAUUCAUUACUUAUUUACUGUACCUACCACUUCCUCUUAUGUGUGUGAGGUACUGUUGUCUGAUAGAAUGUUGUUGCUUAUUUGGCUGGAAAAUAUGCUAUAAACAAAACAUGGAUCAUAGUGGUGUCAUACUGA